UAGGGGGCCUAAGAAAAAGUGCGUUCGACCACGUCCACGUCUUGAUAUCCCAUGAUCCUUUUCUCUUCGCGUGCAUAGCCGCAAUGGGUAUCGACAUAAACCAUAAAUACGACCGUAAGGUCGUCCGUAGGCGACCCAAGAGCGAGAAUGUCUACCUUGGCCUGCUCGUCAAGGUCUACCGCUUCCUGGCUCGCAGGAGCGGCGCAAAGUUCAACAGGAUUGUCCUCAAGCGUUUGUUCAUGAGCCGCAUCAACAAGCCGGUCAUAUCACUCGCACGAGUGACCCGCUUUAUGAAGAAGCCAGGACGCGAGAACCUGAUCGCCGUUGUGGUCGGCACAGUCACCGACGAUCUUCGCCUCUACGACGUGCCCAAGCUGCGCCUGUGUGCCCUGCGUGUGACGGAGCGCGCCCGCGCCCGCAUCCUGAAGGCAGGCGGGGAGAUCCUCACCUUCGACCAGCUGGCUGUCCAGGCACCCAAGGGCAAGGGCACCGUCCUCAUGCAGGGUCCACGAAACUCCAGGGAGGCUUGCCGCCACUUCGGACCCGCCCCCGGCGUCCCACACAGCCACACCAAGCCGUACGUGCGGUCCAAGGGACGCAAGUUCGAACGUGCCCGCGGCCGCAGGAAGAGCCGCGGCUACAAGGCCUGAGCGCAACCUACUGGCCGGUCUGGGCCACAAUAAAAAUGAAGAACACCCCCA
Molecule: messenger RNA, 701 nt
Organism: Ixodes scapularis (black-legged tick)
Lineage: Eukaryota; Metazoa; Arthropoda; Arachnida; Ixodida; Ixodidae
Gene: RpL18
Product: 60S ribosomal protein L18-like
Exons: 7
Coding region: 84-650 (188 amino acids)
Biological process (GO): translation
Cellular component (GO): cytosolic large ribosomal subunit; ribosome
Molecular function (GO): structural constituent of ribosome; RNA binding
Source: RefSeq, a predicted model, not a curated record